AUGGCUAGGAAGAACCACCACGGACAGCGCAGCGAGUCAGGCCGUGCCUUGCCAGGGAAGAAACUCGCCAAACAAAAAUCUAAUGGCCAUCUGAAUGGCCUUCCUAACGGAUUCCACCAGGCCUCCAGCAAUACGCCUCCCACUCCAACCACGACUCCUCCCGCUACUGCUUCGAGAGCAGAAGUAGCAGCAGCUUCUAUUCCUCCCUCCGUAACCGCUGCUUCGCCGUCUUUCCCCUACGCCUCCGCCAGGACUCCGCAGAACCUCGAUGGCCAACUGGAAAAUGGUUAUGGUUCCUCGAAUGGUAGUAUGGGAGCUGUGACCAAGAAAGAAGCAGGCGGGCGUGCAAGCGGAAGUGUCCAGGUUAACGGAAGCAACGGUCACGCCUUGGUUAGCAGUACUAGUGUUGGAGGAGAUGCCGCCAUGUCACCGAACGGCCACCAUACCUACUCAGCUGCCACCUGUAUCGCAGCCGGAGACCGACUCAACGAACAUUUCUCCCGUCGAGCUGAUAGGAUGGCUCCAGCUGUGAAAAAAGCCUAUCCCGCCCGUAAAGGCGUCAAUCCGUUAGUCCUUGCUUCGACGAUCCUUAAGGCCUGUCCCACGUCCGAUACAAUCGCCAUUCUCAUUCUCCUUCUACAGCUCCCUCCCAUCGUUUUGACCCUGGUCCAAUUUCUCUAUGCUUCCAUGACGUUCAUGCUACCCGCCGGUGUCUCUACUGGGACUCUUACCUCGAAUUUUGACAUCUUCCAAGGACCUGCCGGAACUCCCUCACUAAGUACAAUGAUUGCAAUGGACGGUUUUUGUCUCCUUGUAUGGGGCCUGUUUAUGUGGAAUUGGGCAAAGAACUUUGCCAUUGAUCUCGCUCACGUUCAGGUAGCCAUUGCCUUGGGUGCCGGAAGCUCGGGAGGCACAGGGGGCGUCAACACCUUUUGUGUCUCCAUGGUGCUUAUCGUACACCUCUUACGGAGUGAAGGGAUACAGACCUUCCUGCUUAGUCACUUGUUUUCAGCAAAGCUUCUUUCUCCUGAAACAGUUGCAAAGUACUCGUACCUGAUACCCGCAGAGUUUCGGCGUCAAGAUAGCUCUUCACCUCCUAGUUGGAUAGGAAGCCUCCUUGCAGUACACAUCUUGGCUCAGGCUGGAACUGCCAUGGCUCGACGAUCAAUGGCCAAGAAUCGGUCUUCUCCCCGCGCCAAAAGUAGCGAAAGGUCGGCUACGGAUACUUCUGCUGCUGUAACGCCUACCUUACCUGAUAUCUCCUCUAUUGAGCCUUCAACCGCUCUAUCAUCCGGCAUUUCAUCUGAACCUGCACAGCCAAGUUCUAGUUUGAAAGAUACAAAGGAACGCGUCUCCACUGCCAAGAAACGACGUCGUCAAGCCAACGAGGCGAGAAGGAUACAACCUUUUUGGGCCGCUUUGGCUAGCACAAAAUUUACUGUCACUAGAGAAUAUGAACGAUCCCGGAAUGGUAAUUGGUACUCUCCUAAUGCUCCUACCUCGGAAGAUGAUUUGGAUGGCGUGUCUCCUGACAAUGCAUUUAUUUGGAUUACUGGCGUUGAUACCUCAACUAUUGAAUUUGCUGCGAAUGACUUUAAUAUCAGUGAAGACGCCGUUGCUGAAGGCGCCGCUUAUGGAGCUGCGGGACCGUUUUACGUUCUUGUCAACGGCGCACAUUGGGCCCCCGUUUCCCUUUCCAAGGUGACUGAUAGCUCCAAGGAUUCCCCGAUUGCUCACUGGAGAGGAGAGAUUUCUGGAUUAGCGCCAGACUGCACAUAUACCUGUAGCUUUGUGUGUGUUGAUACAAAUGAGGAAGUCUGUGUUGUGAGCGUCAAGACGCCGUCGGCACCCGUCACAGAUCAAGUUGUUACUCCUCCUGUCGCCUUAUCCCCACAGCAAUCUCUACGACCUUCGUCACCAUCAACUACUAUCAAGAACUCGAUAGUCAAUGCUGAAGCUAAAUUAAACGAACGCCGCUCCCGCCUCAAACGCUCAAGGAACAACCACAAACUUCAUCUGUCCAAAGUCAAACGUGAGCUAGAUGGCUUGACCCACAGGCUAUUGAGUGGUGGAGACGAAAGCCGCCAAAGGCAACGCUCCCUUCAGCUCGAACGAACCAUUCGACAAACUGAAGAUGCAACCGCCGGGAUUGAAGCUCAGCUUGAGAAACUCGAAAAUUUAUCUGGUGCCGGUACCGAGCUGGAGGAAUGGAACGCUCGAAAGGCUGUCAUCGAAGCGGAGACGUCAAAGCUGAAGGCGCUCAGACAGGAGGUUGAGGAUGCUAAAUCCAACAUGGCGAAAGCCGUUACAUCCUCUGAAGCGGAGCUCGCGUCUGCCGUACAAAAGAGAGAACGUCUUCAGAGCCGCCUUAACCGUCUAACUGCCCAACACGAACGCAUCGUUUCCUCUACUAAUGCUCAGGACCUAGCCGAACGUGAACAACAAGCUCAGAUGCAAAUGGCCCAGUCGGCCAUUUACAACAGCUACUUGCCAGGAGCUUUUGUCCCUAAGGUUCCAGCGAGGUUUCGUCUGAUUCCUGCAUGCGGUGGUGACCCUAACCUCUUCAUUGAUGUUGAAAUUGCAAGCGAACCGGCGAGUAAUAUUCAAAACAUAUUCAGAUCCGAUCUGUAUAGGUUGAAUUAUAACCCGCUCACCUACGCCGGUAUAGAGCAGAGUAUACCCGUAGAGUUCGCAAUCGAAACCAGCAACGGAGUCGAAAUUGAAGUCGAAGUUCGCGAAAGCCUUCGAAUUCAUAUGCAAAUACUUACUCCGAAUGGCGUACCGAUUACGCCAUGGUAUAUCGAGCGAGCUGCAAUCAUCGAAGAUGAUCAGGCUAUCAUCACCGCGGGUGGAAGUAUGGGGAUGUAUCGGUACGCGCCUAAUGGGAUGCGACAGUUCCUGCCAUAUGGGACGGGAGUUACUUCCUCUCCGGCUCUGGCUCCAGCUCCUGUUCAUAUCCCUGCAGCUGCGCUGUCUCAUGCCCAUCCUCGUACUCCGGUUCACGGCCACGGUAACCAGGCUUCAUACGUAGCUCCAAGACAGGGUGAGGUUAUAGAGCAGUUACCAAUUAUAUAA
Molecule: messenger RNA, 3075 nt
Organism: Trichophyton rubrum CBS 118892
Lineage: Eukaryota; Fungi; Ascomycota; Eurotiomycetes; Onygenales; Arthrodermataceae
Exons: 3
Coding region: 1-3075 (1024 amino acids)
Source: RefSeq, a predicted model, not a curated record